UCCGCGGCUCCGGUCCCGGGCGAACAUGGCGGCCUCCGAGUCAGCGCCGGCUGCGGGUCCAGGCGCUGCGGAGGGCGAGGAGGAGACGAUUCUCUAUGACUUGCUGGUCAACACCGAGUGGCCCUCGGAGACAGAAGUACAGUCCAGAGGCAGUCGGAAACACGGUGCAUCCUUUAUCAUCACCAAAGCCAUUAGAGAUCGUUUAUUAUUUUUACGCCAGUACAUCUGGUACAGCCCUGUGCCUUUUUUGCUCCCUGAUGGACUGGUUCGCUUGGUUAAUAAACAGAUAAACUGGCAUUUGGUACUUGCGAGCAAUGGAAAACUUUUGGCUGCCGUUCAAGAUCAGUGUGUGGAAAUCAGGUCUGCAAAAGAUGACUUUACAUCUAUUAUUGGGAAAUGUCAAGUUCCCAAAGACCCCAAGCCCCAGUGGAGACGGGUAGCAUGGAGUUACGAUUGUACCUUGCUGGCCUACGCUGAAAGUACAGGAACCGUGAGGGUAUUUGAUCUCAUGGGAAGCGAACUCUUUGUUAUUGCCCCGGCAUCUGGUUUGGCAGGUGAUUUGAGCUAUGCCAUUGCUGGGUUGAUAUUUUUAGAAUAUAAAGCCAGCGCGCAGUGGUCUGCAGAACUGCUGGUCAUCAAUUACCGAGGAGAACUUAAAAGUUACCUUGUAAGUGUUGGAACAAAUCAGAGCUACCAAGAGAGCCAUUGUUUCAGCUUCAGCAGUCAUUACCCUCAUGGAAUCAACACAGCUAUGUACCAUCCUGGUCACAGACUUUUACUGGUUGGUGGAUGCGAAACUGCUGAAGUGGGCAUAUCCAAAGCGGCUAGCAAUGGCCUGUCCGCCUGGAGAGUUCUUUCAGGAUCGCCUUAUUAUAAGCAGGUUACUAAUGGUGGAGACAGGGUCACUGCAGUACCAAAGACCCUGGGAUUGUUAAGGAUGUUAAGUGUCAAGCUUUAUAGUCGCCCGGGACAAGAGCAGGAUGGGAUCUUUAAGAUGAGCCUUUCUCCAGAUGGGACCCUCCUUGCUGCCAUUCAUUUCUCAGGGAAACUGAGCAUCUGGGCCAUUCCAUCUCUGAAACAGCAAGGGGAAUGGAAUCAAAAUGAACAGCCAGGCUAUGACGACCUUAAUCCUGACUGGAGACUCUCUCCUGAGAAGAGGAAAAAAAUCAAAGAUAGAGAGUCUUUUUACCCACUGAUUGAUGUAAAUUGGUGGGCAGCUGGCGCAGUGACUUUGGCUCGCUGUUCUGGUGCUUUGACCGUUUCGUCAGUGAAAACGUUGAAGAAUUUACUGGGAAAAUCCUGUGAGUGGUUUGAACCAUCACCUCAAGUCACCGCGACCCAUGAUGGAGGAUUUUUAAGUUUGGAGUGUGAGAUUAAACUUGCUCCCAAACGAUCUCGUUUGGAGACCAGAGCUGGAGACGAAGAUGAAGGUGAAGAGGAGUCUGAUUCUGAUCAGGAAAUAUCUGCCAAGGCUCGCUACUUCGGCUACAUAAAGCAGGGCCUGUACCUGGUGACCGAGAUGGAGCGAUUUGCGCCCCCGCGGAGACGCCCACGAACCGUUACUAAAAACUACCGCCUCGUGAGUUUGCGCUCCACGACUCCGGAGGAGCUUUAUCAGAGAAAGAUUGAAAGCGAAGAAUAUGAGGAAGCCUUGUCUCUGGCUCAGACGUAUGGCUUGGACACGGACCUAGUGUAUCAGAGACAGUGGAGGAAGUCCGCGGUCAACAUUGCUUCCAUUCAGAGUUACUUGAGUAAAAUAAAGAAACGAUCUUGGGUUCUUCAUGAGUGUUUGGAAAGAGUUCCUGAAAAUGUGGACGCUGCAAAGGAACUGCUUCAGUAUGGACUGAAAGGCACUGACCUGGAGGCCCUGGUGGCCAUAGGACAAGGAGCAGAUGAUGGCAGAUUUACAUUACCCGGUGACGUGGACAUCGACAGCCUUUCCUAUGAGGAACUUUCCCCACCUGACGAGAAGCCUGCCAAAAAUAAGAAGGAGAAGGAGCUCAGGAGGAGACAGAAACUACUUAAAUUAGUGAACUUUUCAAAGUUAACCCUGGAACAGAAGGAACUUUGCCGUUGUCGACUGAAAUUAUUAACCUACUUGGAUCGGCUUGCAACGUACGAGGAAAUCUUAGGAGUGCCUCAUGCAUCUGAACAGAGAUAUGAUGCUGAAUUCUUUAAGAAGUUCAGGAAUCAGAAUAUUGUUCUCUCAGCAAGAACUUAUGCUCGGGAAAGUAACGUACAAGCCCUAGAAAUUCUGUUCACUUAUCAUGGAUCAGACCUGCUUCCUCAUCGCCUUGCUAUUCUGUCCAACUUCCCAGAGACCACCUCUCCCCAUGAAUACUCUGUCUUGCUGCCUGAAGCUUGUUACCGCACUGAGGGGAAAAGGCGAGAGAAUCCAGUGGUCAGAACUUUUACAUCCAGUGAGAGAACUAGUUCCGUAAACACGAGACCUUUUACCUCCACUAGGAAAUGUGGCUCAGCCACCGAUCGCAUGAUGGAUAGCCUUUCUGAAUUUGAGUUUACUCACCUUUACAAUGAGUUGACAGUCCCUGUCUUGAUUGUUCAUACUCCAUAUGUUGGGUAA
Hyaena hyaena (striped hyena) is the source of this 2584-nucleotide messenger RNA. RefSeq names its product NBAS subunit of NRZ tethering complex (gene NBAS). Gene Ontology annotation, molecular function: SNARE binding. Gene Ontology annotation, cellular component: endoplasmic reticulum membrane; Dsl1/NZR complex. The transcript has 22 exons. The record is from RefSeq and is a predicted model, not a curated record. NCBI's taxonomy places the organism in Eukaryota, Metazoa, Chordata, Mammalia, Carnivora, Hyaenidae. The coding region runs from base 26 to 2584 and encodes 852 amino acids. Gene Ontology annotation, biological process: retrograde vesicle-mediated transport, Golgi to endoplasmic reticulum.